Serpula lacrymans var. lacrymans S7.9 is the source of this 498-nucleotide messenger RNA. RefSeq lists its product as uncharacterized. The transcript is spliced from 2 exons. Gene Ontology annotation, molecular function: nucleic acid binding. The record is from RefSeq and is a predicted model, not a curated record. NCBI's taxonomy places the organism in Eukaryota, Fungi, Basidiomycota, Agaricomycetes, Boletales, Serpulaceae. The coding region runs from base 1 to 498 and encodes 165 amino acids.
AUGGAUCUUCUUGAAAAUUGGUAUCCCACUGAAACUCAUAUCCUUGUCUUCAACAAUGCACCCACUCACCUCAAACAAGCAGACAAUGCUCUUUCUGCCUGCAAGAUGUCAAAAUACCCAACAAAACCUGGGAGACCAUUUGUUGGGAUGGUAGACCUUCUUGAGGAGCGCGGGUACAAGGACAUUGAUGGGAUUUGUGCCAAAUGUCCAGGCUUUAAGUGCCCCACAGACACCCUACAUUGCUGCUUGCACUGUAUGCUCUAUAACGAGCUUGAUUUUGCGGAGGUUGAGUCCCUUCUCGAGGAAACUUGCAGGGCACGAGGAUUCCAGGUCGUAUUUCUCCCCAAGUUCCACUGCAAGCUUAAUUUUAUCAAGCAAUGCUGGGGUCACACAAAAUGCACCUACCGUCAAUUCCCACCAUCAAAUUCCGAGGCCGAUUUAGAGCACAAUGACAUUGCUGCGCUUGAUGCUGUCCCACUGUGCACAAUGCGCCAAUAA